AUGUCAAAAACAAUGCACACAAAACUCUUGUCUCUUCUCUAUUCCACCAUAACAAUAAUCCUAUGCCUUAUAUCUCAAAGCCAUUCAAAAACCCAUGAAGAUGAUACCAAUGCCCUCAUGGAAAUAAAAAGAGCCAUUGACCCAAACUCAGUGUCCCAAAGUUCAUACCUUUAUAGCUGGAACUUCACUCUGGAUCCAUGUGAAUGCACAGGAUCAGUGUUUCUAGGAAUAUUGUGCACUUUGCCCUUAGACAACACCUCAAGUAGAGUAACAGCACUUGAUCUUGACACAAUUGGUUAUGAAGGGUUCUUAACCCCAGCCAUUGGGAACUUAACAGAACUAACAGUUCUCAACCUCAACAAUAACAAAUUCAGAGGGCCAUUACCAGAAUCACUUGGAAAUCUAAGGAAACUAAUAAGGAUCACAAUGUCAUCAAACUUCUUCACAGGCACAAUCCCUCAAGGGAUCACUCAACUCAAGAAUCUUGAGCAUCUAGACCUAUCCAGGAACCGGCUUUCGGGCAAAAUCCCAGAGGAGAUAACAGGGUUGAGAAGCUUAACAUACCUGAGCCUUUCAAGGAAUGAAUUUGCUGGAAGAACACCAGACCUCACCGGACUCUGGCAACUCGGCACAUUAGACCUUAGCUUCAACCAGUUCUAUGGCAAUCUUCCUAUCCUUCCGAUCCGGCUGCGAAGAUUGUACUUAAGCCAUAACAUAUUCUCAGGAAGAUUAACACCACUCAAAGGACUCAUGCACCUAAAAUGGGUAGAUAUCAGUGACAAUCGCCUCUCCGGCGGCAUUACAAAGGACAUAUUUUACUUACAUGGGGUUGUUCAUCUCAAUGUCUCCUAUAACAGAUUCACCAUGAUUGAUCCUGUUAAGUAUUCAGGGGAUGGACCAAUGCUUCAAGUGCUUGAGGCGCAAGGAAACCAAUUGAAGGGUCAUCUGCCUCUGAAUUUGGUGACUUAUAGGAACUUGACUUCAAUCAACUUUGCAAACAACCAAUUCCAUGGUCCAAUUCCAGAGGAAUAUGGACCAAUGUUGCAGGGACAAUGGAGAAGGUUGUUGUUGGAUCUCAAUUUUCUUUCAGGGAAGCUUCCAUUGGAGUUUCGCCACAAUAAUACAAAAGUGACAGUUGGGAUUUCAAAUAACUGCCUUGUUUGUCCAACCAGUGUUGCUAUUUGCCGAGGAGCACAAAGACCUGUUACUGAAUGUAUGGGUGAACAGAAUCUAUGACAUUGUUGUCAUCAUUCACAUAACUCCUUAAGCUUUUGAUUCAUUCAACAAUAAGC
Arachis stenosperma is the source of this 1292-nucleotide messenger RNA. RefSeq names its product putative receptor-like protein kinase At3g47110. Bases 1 to 1236 code for a protein of 411 amino acids. The transcript has a single exon. The record is from RefSeq and is a predicted model, not a curated record. NCBI's taxonomy places the organism in Eukaryota, Viridiplantae, Streptophyta, Magnoliopsida, Fabales, Fabaceae. Gene Ontology annotation, molecular function: protein binding.